AUGGGACGGAGGUACCUACUCUCGCUGUUGGUUUGUUUAUAUUUGGCUGAAGGUUCUGAAUUUUCAUCUGAUGAUAUCGUAUUAUCUGCUGAGCGAGUGAUUGAUAUAUCAACUCAGAUAGUGAAAAUUGCUGUCAAAUAUGAAGUACAGAAUAAUGGUGGAAAAGAAAUCAACAGCUUUAUACACCUAGUUCAUGAAAUAGAGUACUCUCGGCUUGCAUUUAUUUCUGCUACUGAUUCUGAUAAAAAUGCGAAAUUGAGAGUAACGAAAAUUGAGCUUUCGAAAUCCGAUUUAAAACAAGGAUUUGUAGCCUAUAAGGUAGAACUGCUGAAUAUUAUUCCAUCGAACAAUAAAGCUUUUGUUACUGUAGAAUAUCAACUUACAGAAUUUUUAGAACCUUAUCCAACACAUAUUACUCAAGCGGAAUCGCAAUUUGUUAUAUAUAAGGGAAAUGCGCACAUUCCAAGUAUUUAUCCAGUUAAAAAAGAAAAAACUAUAAUAAUUCUGGCGAAUGGAAAACUCGAAUCUCAUACCAUGGUAUCUCCUACAUCAGUUGAUGGCAACAGAAUCACAUAUGGUCCAUAUCUGGAUCAAAAACCUUUCACAACUGUUGAUUUUGUUGUUCAUUUUGAAAACAAUUCUCCUUUCGUCAUAGCAACAGAAAUCGUGAGAUUGAUUGAAGUUUCGCAUUGGGGGAAUAUUGCUAUUGAAGAAAUGAUCAGUGUCGUUCAUAAAGGAGCACAGCUUAAGGGUUCAUUCUCUCGACUUGAUUUCCAGAUGGAUCGAAGAGGUAAUAGAAGACCAGUGGUGACUCAAUAUAAAACUUUGUUACCAGCUUCAGCUAAAGACAUUUAUUAUCGUGAUGAAAUCGGGAAUAUUUCAACUUCAACUGUAAGAAAGAUGACAGAUGCUGUUGAAUUGAUCAUACAGCCUCGUUUUCCUUUAUUUGGAGGAUGGAAAACAGACUAUGUUCUCGGUUACAAUGUCCCAGCUUAUCAGUACCUUUAUUCAUCUGGAAAUAAAUUCACAUUAAAGAUGCGAAUCAUUGAUCACCUUUUUGAUGACGCCGUUAUUGAAAACAUGAAAUUAAAAAUUGUUUUACCAGAAGGGAGCAGAAAUAUCAAAUUGACAACGCCUUAUCCGAUGAAAAGGCACCCAGAUGAACUUCACUUUACGUAUUUGGACACUACUGGGCGUCCUGUCAUAACAGUAGAAAAAAAUAACCUCGUCGAUGCUCACAUACAAAUGUUUACCUUGCAUUACGAAUUUAAUCGAAUGCAGCUUUGGAGAGAACCAUUCUUAGCUUGUGCCGCUUUUGCCGUAUUGUUCUUCGUGGUUAUUGUUUAUGUUCGGUUGGAUUUCACUAUUUCACCGGAUGUUGCAACGGAAAGUCGUCUGCAAGCUCAAGGACAAGUAGAACAGCUAACGGAUCUUCAUGCUGAUCGAUUGAAAAUAUAUGAUUUGUUUUCGGAUGCCAUUCAUAAAUUUAAAAAUAAUAAGGAUAUCGCUAUGUUUACAACAGUAAGGAAGAAGGCAGAGAACGACCUAAAGAUUGUGGGACAAGCUAUCAAUGACUUACAGAAUGAAUUAAAAUCUACAAAUUCUGACAUUUCUGAUAAGGUCAGUAUUCAUUCCAUCUUCCUAGAAGUAAUGUCUAAUAAGAAUAAACUCAACGAAGUCAAUAAAACGCACAGAUUGGUUAUGGACAAUAUAAGUAUUUAUGUGGGACAAGCAGAACGCUUUGUGAAGGGACAACUUUCGAAAGUUGCUUUCGCUGAUGCUGAAAAAUCCUUUACACAGAAGCUCAAUGAAGCGAAAGAAAAAAUGGAUUCCGUGAUUUAUGCUCUAUAG
Molecule: messenger RNA, 1851 nt
Organism: Thelazia callipaeda (thelaziosis nematode)
Lineage: Eukaryota; Metazoa; Nematoda; Chromadorea; Rhabditida; Thelaziidae
Source: the annotation of a GenBank genome assembly